Molecule: messenger RNA, 4248 nt
Organism: Galleria mellonella (greater wax moth)
Lineage: Eukaryota; Metazoa; Arthropoda; Insecta; Lepidoptera; Pyralidae
Gene: wde
Product: activating transcription factor 7-interacting protein 1
Exons: 4
Coding region: 177-3410 (1077 amino acids)
Biological process (GO): regulation of DNA-templated transcription
Cellular component (GO): transcription regulator complex; nucleus
Molecular function (GO): protein binding; transcription coregulator activity
Source: RefSeq, a predicted model, not a curated record
CAAACAGCUGUGUGUGUGUGCAUUCGAUCACCCUCUUUCCUUCGUGAAGGUGCACGUUCGCGGUCAACGGUCGCAGUCUGCUACUACUUCUGGAUCAUCGAAUUGAUUUCUCUUGAACGUCGACUCUGGAAAUAUAUAUAAUAACUCGUCUGAUGUGACACGGGAUAUGCUAAACAAUGCAAUUAAUAUUAGAUACUGAACCUAGUAUAGAUGUCAAGAGAAACAUGUCAGCUUUAAAUCAAGAACCUCUGGGUGAACAAAUUGAAAAUGUUAUUCAGAAUCUUAAAAAUGAUAUUUCUAAUGGUAACAAAGAAAAUAUCGAAACACAGAGCAAUGUAAUAAUUGGAGAUAAUAAAGAUCCUAUGGUGGAAAAUGAUAAAACAAGUGACAAUGAUAUUAAUGCAACAUUUUUACCAUUGGUCAAUGAAAGCUCAAAGAUAGAAGAUAUUGACGACAUAACCAAAAAUGAAAACAAUAUUAAAGAAAUAUUGCAAAACAUAGAGGAGAAAUCCACAGUAAUAGAUGAAGAAGCCAACUCUAUUGUUGUUACACAAGAAAAUGAACUUGGUGACAUUGAAGGUAAUGGAAUUUCUAUUGAAAAGAAAUCUAACAUUUGUUUAAAACAAGAACAAGUUGUUGAAGAGAAAAUAGAGAAUACAUCAAAAGAGCAAAUAAAUAAUGAUUCUUCAUCAACUUCUGUUGAUGAUACUCGAUUAGAAGAAAAUAAAAGUAAUGAUAUUGAGCUAGAUGAGGAAAUAAUUGUAAAAGAAACCGUAAAAGUAAAUGGCCCAGUUACCGAUCAAAUAAGCAAUGAGCAAAUUGACGAAAUAUUUUUAGAAAACCAAGUAAACAAAAUUGAAACUGAUAGCGAAAUUAUGAUAAAAGGAGAACCUAUAGACAACAAUGAACCAGUUGUUGAUGACAAAAUAGAAGAGAUAUCAAAAGAACAAAUAUAUAAUAAACAGAUUGAUGUGAUAUCUUUAAAAGAAAAUAAAAUAGAAGAAAUUGCAUCCGAAGACGAUAAAGUCAUUCAAAAUUCUGUAGAAGAUAAUGAAAAAAAUCAAGUCACUAUUAACAAUGAUAACAGUAAUAAAGAAGAGGAUAUUUUAAUGGAAAUAGAUAGUGAAGAAGAAGAUAUUUGUAUUAAAGACGUUACAAUGAACGAGGAAGAUAGUAAAAAACAUCCUUCCACUGAAAAAGAUAACAAUAAAAUUGCUGAAUUUGUAAUGGAAGAAGACAACAAGAUUGAAACUAUUAAUCAAGAAGGCGCAGGAACGAUUUCUAUAAGUAAAACAAAUGAAAAUACAGAAGUCGAGAAUGUUAACUUUGUAAUGGAAGUAGACAAUAAGUUUGAAACUACUAAUCAAGAAGUCGCAGGAACGAUUUCUAUAAGUAAAACAAAUGAAAAUACAGAAGUCGAGAAUGUUAAUAGUGAAGAAAAACAACUAUAUAAAGCAUCAGAAGAAAUAAUUGUAGCAAUGGAUACAGUUACAAGCAGAGAACAAGGUGUAAUAUCCAUAAAGUUAAAAGAUAGUGAACAAGUUUUUGAAAGUGAGACUGACGACAAUAAAGAAAAGGUUUUUUCUAAUACGAAUGUAGAUGAAAUUAACAAAGUUGAUGUAGUACAGGAAGAUAAAAUUAGUAGUCAAGAUACAAAAUUAACUGUGACGCAAGAGGAAGCAAAAGAUGAUACAAGUGUAACAACGUCAGUUUUAAAAUUAUCGAAUACCCUUGAUAUCUUGUCAGAUGAAGAGGAUGAGCCUCCAACAACUGCAAAUGAAAAUAAUAACGAGAGUAAUCCUACUGAAAAACAAUGCAUUAAUAUUGAUGAUGAUGAUGACAUUAUGGUAAUAGAAGAUGCAAAUAGUGAAGAAAGUAAAAAUGAAACAAGUAAAGCUGAAAUAGAAGCUCCCCAUGAAGUAAAAUCCAAUAUACAUGACAUAUAUGAUAAGACAGCAAUUCGCAAAACAAAUGUGGAUACUUUAACAACAGAGCAUAAAACCAUUCAGAAAUUGGAAGGAGAUAAUACAGAAAAUAGUGUCCAACAACAAGAAAUCGAAAAAGUUAGUACUGUAAAAGAGGCUGUGGAAGAAAAGAAACCUCUAGUUCCAGAUAAUUUCCUAAAGACAUAUAAAAAGAGCUUAAAUGAUAUGACGAGAGAUGAUCUAGAAGAGUUUUGUAUAUUAAAAAUUGUGGAGAGUAUUGUAGACAGGAGUAACUUAAGUGAAAUUAAAGCAAAAUUAAAGACUUUGACUCAAAAUGUUGAUGAGUAUAAGAAAAAAGUCAUGAUGUUAACAAAACAAAAUCGUGAUCUUCAAGUAGUAUUAAAAUCUGUGCAAGAAGAACAGAAGAAAAAAAUGGAUACCAUUAUAACACCUUUGAAAAUUACCAGAUCAGUUGGUAUGCAAGUUUUAAUGACUGAAAAACCUGGUAUAAGAAGGAAACCAUUACCUAGUUCAACAGCAGCUACCCUUAAUAAUAAUAAUAAUAGCCCCAAUACCAGAUCAGGCCGACUUCCUAUUCAAAGUCCAAGGACUACAAAGCAGACUGCUCCCCUACAAAUACCUGUACCAAGACUCGUUCCAGCUUCAAACAGUGCUGUUGUAAAAACUCCCUCGCCUAUAUCUCAGAUUACAGGAAAAACAGUAGCUCCAUUAAAUGGCGUUAAAAAUCCUUCACCAGCCCAGAAACCAGAAAAAAGGCCACAUAACAAAGUACAAAUGUCAGUCACAGUAGACUUGACUGAUGAUGAGCCACCUUCCAAAAUAACAACUAGAAGUUCACCAGCUACACCACCAGUACGAUUGGUGCCUCCUCAAAAUCUAAUGGCUCCACAAAGGCAUCAGUUGAGUCAAAGUAGCCCAAGGAAAGUGUAUAUACCAAUAAGUGGUCCACAAGGAAAUAUUAGGCCAGGUCAGACAAUCAUGUUAAAAUCAGCACCUACACAAAAUCCAAGACCACGGGGUCCUGCACCUCAAUUAGCUAGAAUGCCACAAAACCAAGUAAGAAUAUCUAGAGUACAGAGCAGGCACCCAGCCCCUCUUCCUGAUGCUAUGAAGCAAUACCAGCCUCCACAUUGGAAGGCGUUGCCGCCAGCGCCUGAUCUCAAAUUAUCCAAAGUGGAGAAUGGAAUUGUAAUCUCAUGGAAAAUUGAAGGCUACCUAGAAGACAGUUAUGAAGAAAUUGCUAGUUAUCAACUCUACGCAUACCAAGAAACUUCAUCACCACCCAGUACUGCAUUAUGGAAAAAAAUUGGUGAUGUUAAAGCACUGCCUUUACCAAUGGCAUGUACAUUAACCCAAUUUAUGGCAGGUUUCAAAUACUAUUUUGCUGUUAGAGCUGUUGAUAUAAGAUCUCGACUUGGACCAUUUAGUUUACCUGGAAGUAUAUUGCUCUUGAAUAAAAUGUAAGACUGAUGUUUAUUAUUUUAGUUGUCUGAUUAUGUUUGGUGCCUACAAUGUUAUACAUUGUGUGGAGAAUGUAAGAUGCAAGUGAUAAUUUUUAGUUGUAUUUAGUUUAGUUAUUUAUUUUACUAGUUUCUAAUUCUGUAUAGAGCAUGAGCAUAUUAGUUGUAGAGUUUUAUUUUAAAUUUUUCUAUUGUAAAAAGGAUAUAUUAAUAUUGAAGCCCAACAAAGGUGUUGUAAAUAGUUAGUUAAAUUAGAAUAUCCGAAAUAAAUACAUGGACACUUCAAAAGAAUUUUUAGAUCGUGCUUUUUUUAAAAUGUACCUAGUUUGUAUAAAAUUUAAGAAGUCUAAGUACUUACUUUGUAUAAUUUUAAAUUUGACGUAACUGCCAUUUCUGAUGAAAACUAUUGUGCAAGUAAUAAAAAUUGUCCAAUACCUUCCAAUAUUCAGUUAAUUCUGAAUCAUUUAGAAAUUUGUAAUUACAAUUUUUAUAACUACCUAACAACUGUUUUAUUCAAAUAUAUUGAUUCCGACUCCAAUAAUCUUUGGAAUGUAAGUUUUAUAUAAAAUUAAUGAGAAUGUGAUAAGCGGUCUAAUCUAAAAAUUACAAAACCGUAAAUGCCCAAUUUGAAACAAAUUUCAGCAUAAAAUUGUAUUGAAUUGAUAUUUAUUAAAAAAAAAAAAAAAAAAGAAUCUACCAUGAAUUCGUCAAUCUUAAAAACAAAAUAAACGACAUCUGAAAUAUAAGGUCGUUUUUUUCCCCCGUACUAGGACUGGAAUUUUACAAGAGAAUAAACUCAUUUAAUACACCCAGUGUUAAUACCUAUAUGAAGUUGCAUUAGU